Entrophospora candida is the source of this 2493-nucleotide messenger RNA. The record is from the annotation of a GenBank genome assembly. Lineage: Eukaryota; Fungi; Glomeromycota; Glomeromycetes; Entrophosporales; Entrophosporaceae.
AUGCCAAUUUUUGCUGGUGGAAAAACAAGGUUUCAACCGGUUUAUGUAUGGGAUUUGGCAAAGGGGGUAAUUAAAGCAGAUCAACAAUUUGAAAAUUUUAAAGGAGACUUAUUUGAGAUUGGUGGCCCUAAAAUUUACACUUAUAAACAAUUAAUCCGAUUAACCUUAACUCAAGCUGGAUUACGACGUCCAAUCAUUUCAUUACCCUGGUCAAUUGGUUAUUUACAAGGUUUAUUAAUGGAACAAUUACCAAUAAAUCUAUUUACCAUAACUCGUGAUCAAAUCAAAUUACUCCGUAAAGAUAAUGUUGUUGGUGGUAAUGGUGUGUUGACUCUACAUGAUUUAGGAAUUGAUCCAACUCCACCCGAAAAAAUAUUGUACACAUAUUUACGGAAACAUGAAAUUAAUGCUAAUACACAAAACAAACGUACACAUCGCCCAAUCGAUAGAUCAAUAGAACAAGAAAUAGAAGAAGUUAAUCAGAUCAUUAAAGAUAUGCCCAAAGAUGCUUUAAAUAAAGAAGCUGAAUAUAGAAAAUUACAUGAAGAGAUUGAUAAAAAAAGAUCAAAUGAGAUAAAUAAUCGUCAAACAGUUGUCACGUCAAGUAUAGUGGUUCCUUCAACAUCUGCAGCUAGACGAAAUAGUCGUCAAGACACUUUGCCUAAACGGCGUGCAAGUAAUGAUAUGACUAGGCAAAAUUAUGAAGAGAGCAAGAGACCACGUUUAGAUAUGAAUAACUCUGAAUUAAAAAAACGUGGGCAAAGAAUGUUUGGAGUUUUGUUGGGCACAUUAACAAAAUUUAAAUCUGAAAGUCAAAAUAAGAGCGAGGCUGAAAUUAAACGAGAACAAAUUGAACAAAAAUUAAAAGAAAAAUUAAAGAAGGAUCAUGAAGAAUUGGUAGAAAAAAUGAAAAGAGAAGAGGAAGAACGUAAAGAAAAAGUGGCUAAAGACAAAAGAGAAGCAGAACAAAAGAGAAUAAACGAACUUGUAAGAUAUCAUGUAAAGCUUAUUUAUACGACUGCAUGCUUUGAACGUAAAAGACUUGAAAACAUUCGACGCAAUCAAGAAAUUCUUAAUCAACUAAGUAUUCCAGAGUUUGUUAACUCUUUAAAACCAGCUAAAAAGUUAAAACCAGAUUAUAACAAAUCCAAAAAGGCUGUUCAACCCAAAAUACCAACUCAACCAACCAGAAAAUCAUUACGUAUACGUGGUAAAGAACCAGUUGAUCAAGAAAACAAAAAAUCUAAUGUAAAAGAAGGUAAUGAUGUCGAUAAUGGUACAAAUAAAAGAAAAACCAGGAGUUCAUUGUAUCCAAUGGUGGAGGAGAAACGUGUUGUUCGAAGGGGUGAUUUAGAAUUGGAUAUAAUUAGAUCUGAUGAAACUUCUAAAGACGAUACUAAUAAAUUUAUAGCAAUUUUAUCAGAUUUAUCAAAAUAUAAAGAAGAUUUUAAGGUGGAGAUUGUAAAAAAUGUAGAUAUUAAUUAUGAAAAAAUUCCAGGUGGAACUGGUGGAUUAGAAUCAGUUAGAUCAACGUACAGAUCAUUUAGCAUAAAAACUUAUUGGCCAUCAGUCAAGGUUACCUACGAAAGAAUCUAUGCUAUGGCCAUUCAUCCGGCAAUUGAUAAAAUACUGGUAGCAGCAGGCGAUAGAAAAGGCACAUUGGGCUUCUGGGAUGUAAAUGAUAAAGAAGUGAUUAAAAAUGAACCACAUCCGAGGACAUAUAGUUUCAAUGCUCAUUCCGGCCCAAUCUCUUCAAUUAAGUACUCUCCCGUCGACUCAAAUUGUCUUUACUCAUGUUCUUACGAUGGAACAAUCCGUUAUUUGGAUCUUAACAAUCCCAAAUUUGUUGAAGCGUUUGUAUCCAAUUCAACAUACACUAUAAAUGAUUUUGACAUGGAUAUGUACGCCAAAAGAAUUAUUUUUGUAACUAAUAAUGGAUGGAUUGGUGCUAAAGAUGUUCGCGAGUCAUUAUCUAAAUUCGUUGAAUUUGAUAUUCAUGAUGGUAGUAAGGUUAAUUGUGUAUCGUUGAACCCAACUGACCCCAAUCUAUUAGUCACAGCAUCACUCGAUAAAACUGUUAGGUUAUGGGAUAUUAGAAAAAUGAAAUCAAGUGGACCAGCCGAGCUCCAGAUCUUUAACUUUGGUAAUUCUAUGACCAGUGCUAAAUGGAGUCCUGAUGGCAGUCAAGUUGUUUCAACAGGGUUUGAUAGUUUGAUAAGGAUAUUUGAUUUGAAUGAAGAAAAACAUUUGGAGGAAAGAAUACGUAUUCCACACAACAAUUUCACCGGAAAAUGGGUUACAAUGUUUCGUUCAAUUUGGAAUCCCAAUGCACAAUUACAUCCACACUUUGUUGUUGCUCUUAUUUUCGACGAGUGCCCUGUUGAUGGUUGGUCUUAUUUAGGCUUUAUUGAUUACGUGUCUAAAAAUUGCUUAUCAUUUACUUCUUGUGCUUAUAGGAUUGUAGAACUUCAAGUACAAGAAACACGUAGAUGA